Ochotona princeps (American pika) is the source of this 3772-nucleotide messenger RNA. It is a transcript of the gene BCL6, whose product is annotated as BCL6 transcription repressor. NCBI's taxonomy places the organism in Eukaryota, Metazoa, Chordata, Mammalia, Lagomorpha, Ochotonidae. Gene Ontology annotation, biological process: negative regulation of transcription by RNA polymerase II; regulation of immune system process; regulation of cytokine production. The record is from RefSeq and is a predicted model, not a curated record. Gene Ontology annotation, molecular function: protein binding. Bases 598 to 2718 code for a protein of 706 amino acids. The transcript is spliced from 10 exons.
CUCGACCCAGGCUUUGCUACACGUCUAAAUUUCCUCUUUUAGAAACUGUGAGGGAGGGGUCGGACGGAGUGAACUCGGAGACUCCUGGAAGCGACUUGGCAGAGGGAUUUAGGGGAAAGUGUGCCGUGUUCCCCGGCGCCGCCCCCACCGCGGCGGGUGAAUCCCCUAGCGGUCCGCGCCGAGCAGGCGGCGAUCCUGGCGGCCGUCGGGGGCCUGCAGCUUCCUGGAAAGUUACUUCUGGUUGGAGCCUACGAUAGGCAGAGCGUGUUCUGUGAAAUCCUCAGAGUUGAGAUCGACUACGUUCCGGGAAUGAGAGGGCUGUGCCAUUCCCUUCACUGCCCCCUGCCUUGACGGCGUAACAGGAAAAAAAAAAAUCAGACACACAAUGCUAGCUACAGAAGUGCACCAAAACUUUUAUUUGAAUAUAACUAAAUUAAGGGCCACUUCAGACACCACACCUCGCCUCCUCCGCGCCUGUGGGGGCUUCCAGGCGGAUGGGCAGCCGCGGCCGCGGGUCUCGCGGGGGUGGGCGGUCCCUGGAAGACAGGUUUUAAGCAAAAUUCUGGACUGUGAAGCAAGGCAGUGGGCGAAGACAAAAUGGCCUCACCGGCUGACAGCUGUAUCCAGUUCACCCGCCAUGCCAGUGACGUUCUUCUCAACCUGAAUCGCCUCCGGAGCCGUGACAUCUUGACUGAUGUCGUCAUUGUGGUGAGCCGGGAGCAGUUCAGAGCUCACAAGACAGUCCUCAUGGCCUGCAGUGGCCUGUUCUACAGCAUCUUCACUGAUCAGUUGAAAUGUAACCUCAGUGUGAUCAACUUGGAUCCUGAGAUCAACCCUGAGGGCUUCUGCAUCCUCUUGGACUUCAUGUACACAUCUCGGCUCAACCUGCGGGAAGGCAACAUCAUGGCUGUAAUGGCCACGGCUAUGUAUCUGCAGAUGGAGCAUGUUGUGGACACUUGCCGGAAAUUCAUCAAGGCCAGUGAAGCAGAAAUGGUGCCUGCCCUCAAGCCUCCUCGUGACGAGUUCCUCAACAGCCGCAUGCUCAUGCCACAAGACCUCAUGGCCUACCGGGGCCGGGAGGUGGUGGAGAACAACCUGCCGCUGAGGAACGCCCCUGGCUGUGAGAGCCGAGGCUUUGCUCCCAGCCUUUACGGCAGCCUGUCCACACCCCCAGCCUCCUAUCCCAUGUACAGCCACCUGCCUGUCAGUAGCUUUCUCUUCUCUGAUGAGGAGCUCCGGGAUGCUCGGAUGCCCAUGGCCAACCCCUUUCCUAAGGAGCGGACGCUCCCCUGCGACAGUGCCAGGCCCAUGCCUGCAGAGUACAGCCGGCCGGCCUUGGAGGUGUCUCCUGGCAUGUGCCACAACAGCAUCUAUUCACCCAAGGAGGCAGUGCCAGAGGAGGCCCGGAGUGACAUGCACUACAGUGUGGCUGAGGGUCCCAAGCCAGCUGCUCCCUCGGCCCGGAAUGUCCCCUACUUCCCCUGUGACAAAGCUGGCAAAGAAGAAGAGAGGCCAUCCUCAGAGGAUGAGAUUGCACUGCACUUCGAGCCCCCUAAUGCACCCUUGAACCGGAAGGGACUGGUCAGUCCACAGAGCCCCCAGAAAUCUGACUGCCAGCCCAACUCACCCACAGAGUCCUGCAGCAGCAAGAAUGCCUGCAUCCUGCAGGCCUCGGGCUCCCCUCCAGCCAAGAGCCCCACUGACCCCAAAGCCUGCAACUGGAAGAAAUACAAGUUCAUUGUGCUCAAUAACCUCAACCAGAAUGCCAAGCCGGAAGGGCCAGAGCAGGCUGAGCUGGGCCGCCUGUCUCCAAGAGCCUACGCGGCCCCAGCUGCCUGCCAGGCACCCAUGGAACCUGAAAACAUUGACCUUCAGUCGCCAACCAAGCUCAGUGCCGCUGGGGAGGACUCCACCAUCCCACAAGCCAGCCGGCUCAACACCAUCGUGAACAGGUCUCUGACUGGCUCACCCCGUAGCAGCAAUGAGAGCCACUCGCCUCUCUACAUGCACCCCCCCAAGUGCACCUCCUGUGGCUCUCAGUCUCCGCAGCACGCGGAGAUGUGCCUCCAUUCAGCUGGCCCCACCUUCCCUGAGGAGAUGGGCGAGACCCACUCUGAGUACUCCGACUCCAGCUGUGAGAACGGGACCUUCUUCUGCAAUGAGUGUGACUGUCGCUUCUCUGAGGAGGCUUCCCUCAAGCGGCACACACUGCAAACCCACAGCGACAAACCCUACAAGUGUGACCGCUGCCAGGCUUCCUUUCGUUACAAGGGCAACCUCGCCAGCCACAAGACCGUCCACACAGGUGAGAAACCCUAUCGUUGCAACAUCUGCGGAGCUCAGUUCAACCGGCCGGCCAACCUGAAAACCCAUACUCGAAUUCACUCUGGGGAGAAGCCCUACAAAUGCGAAACUUGUGGAGCCCGAUUUGUGCAGGUGGCCCACCUGCGUGCCCAUGUGCUUAUCCACACUGGUGAGAAGCCCUACCCCUGUGAAAUUUGUGGCACCCGCUUCCGGCACCUUCAGACUCUGAAGAGCCACCUGCGAAUCCAUACAGGAGAGAAACCCUACCAUUGCGAGAAGUGUAACCUGCAUUUCCGUCACAAAAGCCAGCUGCGACUUCAUUUGCGCCAGAAGCAUGGCGCCAUCACCAACACCAAGGUACAAUACCGCGUGUCAGCCACCGAGCUGCCUCCGGAACUGCCCAAAGCCUGCUAAAGCAUGGAGUGCCGCGCUUCCGUCUCCAGCCCCUGCGCAGAACCUGCCCAAAGGAUACUGUAACACUUUCCGCGAUGUCACCCCAUGAUGUAGUGCCUCUUUUCAUCCACUAGCGCAAAUCAUAGCUGCGGGUGGGGGUGGGGGGCGGGGCCAGGGGCCGGGAGCCGGGCGGCUCCCCAACCCCACUGCCAUACCACAUUAUGACAAUAAUAUUGCUUCUGCUCCCAUGUGUAAGGCAAGCCACGUCAGCACAGAGCAAACUCAUUUUCUAGAGCAGAGCGGGGGAGUAUGCGAAGUUCUGACUUGACUUGGUCUAUAAAAUGAGGAAUGUGUAUGUUUUGUGGGAACAGAUGUUUCUUUUGUAUGGAAAUGUGCAUUCUUUUCAAAGACAAGACUUCAGUAUGUUAUCAGAGAGGGCUUUAAUUUUUUUAACCAAAGGUGAAGGAAUAUAUGGCAGAGUUGUAAAUAUAUAAAUAUAUAUAUAUAAUAAAUAUAUAUAAACCUAAAAAAGAUAUAUUAAAAAUAUAAAACUGCGUUAAAGGCUCGAUUUUGUAUCUGCAGGCAGACACGGAUCUGAGAAUCUUUAUUGAGAAAGAGCACUUAAGAGAAUAUUUUAAGUAUUGCAUCUGUAUAAGUAAGAAAAUAUUUUGUCUAAAAUGCCUCAGUGUAUUUGUAUUUUUUUGCAAGUGAAGGUUUACAAUUUACAAAGUGUGUAUUAAAAAAACAUAAAAAAAGCUGCAGAAGGAAAACUGUGUAAUUUUGUUCUAGUUUUCAGUUUGUACAUACCUGUACCACAUGUCCUCCUGGUGCCUUUUUUCACAGAAGUUUUUCAGUGAUGGGCGAGUGUGCACCGUCCCUUUUGGAAGUGUAGGCAGACACAGGGACUUGAAGUUGUCACUAACAAAACUCUCUUUGGGAAUGUUUGUCUCAUCCCAUUCUGCGUCAUGCUUGUGUUAUAACUACUCCGGAGACAGGGUUUGGCUGUGUCUAAACUGCAUUACUGCGUUGUAAAAUAUAGCUGUACAAAUAUAAGAAUAAAAUGCAGAAAAGUCAA